Molecule: messenger RNA, 946 nt
Organism: Bactrocera tryoni
Lineage: Eukaryota; Metazoa; Arthropoda; Insecta; Diptera; Tephritidae
Gene: crim
Exons: 3
Coding region: 114-602 (162 amino acids)
Biological process (GO): sleep; positive regulation of voltage-gated potassium channel activity; regulation of synaptic transmission, cholinergic
Source: RefSeq, a predicted model, not a curated record
CAAAUCAAUUCCGAAUUGUUUAACAUAUUUGUUUACCAAAACCAUUGUAUACCAAAACUUUUCAAAGAUUUUACAGUUAAAUUUAUAAUUUCUGGUUAUUUGUUGUAUGUAAAAUGUAUAAAAAACAAAUAGUUAUUUUAAGUGUAGUAGCAAUAUUGGCUAUUCGUGAAGCUUCAGCAAUAUGGUGCUACCGCUGCACAUCGGCCACUCCAGGUUGUGGGGAGAAAUUUAACUGGCGUGGCAUAGGUUUUCUAGGGGAGCAAUGUCCUGAGAGUAAUGACAUAUGUGUUAAAAUUAUUGAGAAACGUGGAGCACAAGAGACAAUAACGCGUGACUGCUUGAGUGCGUUGAGUUUCCGUACCGAUAUUCCAGCUGAUAAAUAUGAAGGUUGCCGUCCAGCCGCAAAGGACAUACGUCUGGCACACUACGUCAAUCACACAAUAAAAGAACAUGACGUGAAGCGUGAUUAUUUUAAUGAUGUCACGUUCUGCUUCUGCUUCUUGGAUCAUCGCUGUAAUGGUGCUAAAGCGACUGCCAACAACUCACUGCCGUUAUUGGGUUCCCUCAGCAUAGUCUUGCUUUUCGCAAGAAAGCUAAUUUGAAAGCUAUAGUAUAAUAACUUACGCAACCAUCUCAAAAUUAAUUUUUACACCCAAAGUGCCUUUGAUAAUAACAAAACUUACUAAAAUAGUACCUAAGACAUACAUAUGUAAGCAUUUCAAACCGAACAUAUUCGUUUUCUCAUAAAUUGUAUAUGUAAUUCCUCGUCGCUAUUGUAAAACCGCCAUUUUGACAAUAAUUCUACUCGAAAUACUAAUACGAAUGACAAAAGUAGAUUAAACAUUCCGUCCAAGUGCAAAUUUUAUGUCAUGACGUUUAUAUGUGGUAAUUAUGUGUAGCUCGUGCAGCCGUCCAAUACAUGUUUAUAAAUUAUAUCAAUAUUUCA